This is a messenger RNA of Caenorhabditis auriculariae, 2839 nucleotides long. Lineage: Eukaryota; Metazoa; Nematoda; Chromadorea; Rhabditida; Rhabditidae. The record is from the annotation of a GenBank genome assembly.
AUGUCGUCCAACCUCCGACGACAAAUCUCAUCUGCAGUAAACCGGCUCAAAAACAACCUUCAUGAAGCGGCACAACUGCCGAAGUAUGCGGAGAUCGCAGACUUCCCUCGCGAAGACCUCGAAGAACUCACCGAGGAUUUGGCUAAUGUGCACGUCUCCUUGUGCAACGAUUACGAGCGCAUCCAGUCCAACCACAAGAAAUGGUCAAAGCUCAUCGAUGCGCAUCCGGAAGAAGCGUCAACUCAAUCGAUCUACAUCCAAGAUAAAGGCAACUACCUCGACCAAGCUGAACAAGUCAGACCUAUUUUGACCAACAUAGCUGACUUGUUGACCAAAACUCGCCAGCUCUACGAGUCAAAGUUCCCAGACUACGAAUACGACUGGCCAGAAAUACUCGGGCCGAAGACAGAAAGCAUUUCUUCUUCUUCUCGUUUUCCAACACCAACACCAACGAACGUUGUGCAAACUCCAGUCGCAGUUCCUCACUCAACUGCCCAGCAGCCGGCGCCUCCGUUGCCGCCGUCGCCGCACUCUCUUCCGCAGCCACCGCCACCGCCGCCGUCGCUGCCUCAUUUUCUGCAGCCACCGCCACCGCCGCCGUCGCUGCCUCAUCUUCUGCAGCCACCGCCACCGCCGCCGUCGCUGCCUCAUUUUCCGCAGCCACCGCCACUGCCGCCGUCGCUGCCUCAUCUUCCGCAGUCACCGCCACCGCCGCCGUCGCCGCUUCCGCCCUCGCAGCCACCGACGCUGCCUCAUCUCUGGCCGCAACCUUCACAGCCAUCAUCACUGCCGCUGACGUUGCAGCCGCAGCUGCAACAGACGAUGCCUUCAGUCGUCACGGCACCUCAGUACGUUCACCCUUCAUUUGGUUACGUACCUGUUGGAUCGAUCACGAUGCCAACCGCUCCACUGCAACCGAUGCAGUACGCUCCGCCGUCACCACGCAACAACGUCUUGUUGCCUCAAAUCAAACUUCCAACUUUUGAUGGAGAUGUUCUUCUCUACCACGAAUUUCGCGAACGAUUCGAAUCUCUCAUUGGACGGCAACAAUAUGACGCCAACAUCAAAUUCCAUUACCUCAAAUGCUGUCUGCAAGGCUCAGCAGAAGAGCUGUUGCGAGGCAUCCAAACUACGGAUGCCAACUACACGAUCGCGCUUGAGCUCCUCGAUCAGACCUACGGUGGGGAACUCCGCACCAGACAAGCGCUCAUCGCCGAGUUUCAAAUGCUACCAAGCAUCAAAAACUCAAGGAGUCCACGAGAACUGCAAUCUUUUUGGCAAAAGCUUGCGGCGCUCGUACGUCAACUUCAAGUGAAUGGAGACGACUGCAACAACUCCAUGACAGUCGCAUUCAUCGAGACGAAGCUUCCUCGACAUGUUCUCUCACGGCUGUACCACGCAAAAGCACAUCGACGAUCGAUGUCUACGACGGAUUUGCUUCAAGAGCUUUACUUGAUUGCACAAGAAGAGCUCCAAAUCGAUCUGAUCUUCAACAACGUUGGCUUCCAACGUGAGCACGAACGAGAUCACCGAUUCACCACAACGAUGACCACCAACGCCAUGAACCGUCAUCAAGGUCCGCCUCCGCAGCGGCAGUCAACCGCAACUUCAUACCCGGUGAAUCGAGAGCAAUCUCACAAAUUGCCACAACAAAUCGACAGCCGGACGACCAUCAAACCGCCAAAAGGUCCUUGCCCUCUUUGCAACGUCCGCGACGCGCAUUGGAUGAAAGACUGUCCUUCCAACCCUACCGUCUCGGACAGACGAGCUGCCGCAACUCGUCGUCGAUUGUGUUUUCGGUGCCUGAAGCAAGGUCAUAUGACCAAGGACUGCCAAUCGGAGAGGCUGUGCCGGUCUUGCCAAGGCUCACAUCAUUCUCUACUUUGCCCGCGAUCGAAACCCAACAGGAGCCAGUCCGACUCGAGCUCUCGCCCGUCGUUUGAUCAGAAUCGCAUUGAUCGAAGACCAGAACGACGUCCACAUCGUACACACGUCCACUUCAACCUUGCCAGUGAUGUCAGCGACGAAGAAAGCCUUGCUGAGGUCGUUCAUUUUCCUGACGAUAGCGACGCUCUUGCUGAGGUCGCUCACUUUCCUGACGAUAGCGACGCUCCAGUGUUCACUCUGUCGACCAACGAAGUAUCGGCACCAGUUUCUGAAGUUGUGAGCAACGUCGAGAAGAAGCUCAGCGAGAAAUCGUCUAAUUCUGUCCUCAUGAUGAGCAAAAAGGUCCGAGUCCUUGACGUUCAUGGAAAAUCUCACAGCUCGAUGCUCUUCGUCGACAGCGGCUCCAACAGAAGCUUCAUCUCUCAGAAGCUCGCCGCAAAGCUGCGAAUUGAACCCAUCGAUACCGUCACUCUGAACCUUCAAACGUUCGCCAACGAAAAGAAGACUUUGACGACUCGACGAUACAACCUCUCCAUCUGUCUUGGCUCAGAGACAGUUCAAGUUCCAGUCACCGAGAUCGACAACAUCGCAACGUUGAUUGUGACUGCGGACAUCAACACCGAGCUCCACCAAGAUCCGUUCGACAUUCGAGAGUUCGAGUUUCUCGACUCCGUUGGCAGAAAAGUCAUCGAUCCAGACAUCCUGAUUGGUCUCGACACCAUGGCUCAAGUCUUGGGCUCCAAAACUACCACCAUGACUCUGCAAAAUGGUCUCACUCUACAUCAAACUAAGAUUGGACCAAUCAUCUCUGGAACAGAGACAGCCGUUCAUGUCUCGCAGACUGCUGAACGCAUCGACCGAGAUGGGCUGCUGAAUCACGAUCUGCAAGCCGAAUAUCAGGAGUUGAAAGACUCUCUCGAGAAGUUCUGGAGCUUGGAGUCAAUUGGCGUGC